GACUAUCUUACUGAGUGUAAUCUCUCUGCUUAAUGAGCCAAACACAUUCUCUCCUGCCAAUGUGGAUGCGUCAGUCAUGUUCAGGAAAUGGAGGGACAGUAAAGGAAAAGACAAGGAGUAUGCUGAAAUCAUAAGAAAACAGGUUUUGGCUACCAAAGCUGAGGCAGAAAAGGAUGGCGUGAAGGUCCCCACUACACUGGCAGAGUACUGCAUCAAAACUAAAGUGCCUUCCAAUGACAACAGUUCAGAUUUGCUUUAUGACGACUUGUAUGAUGAUGACAUUGACGACGAAGACGAGGAGGAGGAGGAUGCCGACUGUUACGAUGAUGAUGAUUCUGGCAAUGAGGAGUCGUGACCUGCUCCUUCUAUGCCCCGACUCAGGCCAGAAAGGAGCAGUGGUAAACUAGCAGCAGUCCAGCGGGGGGGUGGGGGAAUAUAAAAAAAAACUUUGACUCCUGCUGUCUCCUGUUGUAUGGAUCUGUUUGCUCCUUUUUUAUGGACCUCUAGAGACCCUUUACAGGAUGUCUGAAUUCUUGCAUUCUUAACCCUUUCAUCACUGUAUCAUGAUUUCUUUUUAAAAAAACAAACUCUCUUUUUCACUUCUCUAUGAAAUGCUCACAGCAAAACAGGUUUACUUGUGUUUAGAUUCUUGAAUUAAAUACAGUCUUGCAUUGAGUUGUUGAAU
This is a messenger RNA of Merops nubicus (carmine bee-eater), 685 nucleotides long. It is a transcript of the gene UBE2R2, whose product is annotated as ubiquitin-conjugating enzyme E2R 2. The record is from RefSeq and is a predicted model, not a curated record. The transcript is spliced from 2 exons. The annotation marks the transcript as partial. NCBI's taxonomy places the organism in Eukaryota, Metazoa, Chordata, Aves, Coraciiformes, Meropidae.